Messenger RNA from Larimichthys crocea (large yellow croaker), 4959 nucleotides. It is a transcript of the gene hgfa, whose product is annotated as hepatocyte growth factor a. Bases 204 to 2369 code for a protein of 721 amino acids. The transcript has 18 exons. Lineage: Eukaryota; Metazoa; Chordata; Actinopteri; Sciaenidae. Gene Ontology annotation, biological process: proteolysis. Gene Ontology annotation, molecular function: serine-type endopeptidase activity; signaling receptor binding. The record is from RefSeq and is a predicted model, not a curated record.
UAGAGAGGAGAACAAACUCAAGUGCUCAAGUGAAGGAGGGGGGGUUGAACCGAGGACGUGUGGCUUCUUGGAAAAAAAAAAAAAAAAGUGGCAUCUGUGUGAGGGAGUCUUCUUGCUGGUCAUCAGCCACUCUGGACUUCAUACAACCAGCGAGACUGUCGCUCAAUUAAUCCGGAUUCUAACUUGCUUCCAAGUUCUUAACCAUGAGGACAAACGUAUGGAUUUACCAAGCUUUGGUGUGUGUUGUGGUCACUAUAUUGGAUACAGGUUUUUGUAGAAAGAAUCAUCAGUCGUUACAGAAGUAUGAGAAGACUGAGGGUCACAUGCUGGUUUGCACAGACUGUCAGCCCCCUUUGGUACGAAACAGCCGAUCGCAGGAACACUGCGCCCGCAAGUGCAAAAAGGUCAAGAAGAACUUCAACUGCAGGGCUUUCAACUUUCAGCGGCAUAACAGGAAAUGCCACUUGCUUCCCUUUGACCGGUUCACCCACGGUGCGCAGAAGCAGGCCAACGUUAACUUUACUUUGUAUGAAAAAAAAGAUUAUAUAAGGGAGUGCAUCAUUGGCACCAAGGACAACUACAGAGGGAGGAGGUCUUGGACGAAGUCAAACAUCACUUGUCAAGCUUGGGCAGAUAAUAACAUCAAUGAACACACGUUCUAUCCUGAUAGGUACCCAACGCAAGACUUGAGGGAGAACUUCUGUCGGAAUCCUAACAACGACCCCGGUGGUCCAUGGUGCUACACCACUGACCCCAAUGUACGAGCUGAGGAGUGUGGCAUACCACAGUGUUCAGAGGACGUCUGUGUGACUUGUAAUGGUGGAGAUUACCCGGGCAAAAUGGACCAUACAGAGAGUGGCAAGGAGUGCCAGAGAUGGGACUCAUCAAGGCCUCACAAACACCACUUCCAGCCCAAAAAGUAUCGGGAUAAGGAUUUAAAGGACAACUACUGUCGUAACCCAGAUAAUCGUCUUCGUCCCUGGUGCUACACAUUGGAUCCCAAAACUCCGUGGGAGUACUGCAACAUCACUGUGUGUGAAUCUGACUCAGGUGAGGACACAGAUGUCAAUGUCACAACAUCCUGUGUCCAGGGAAAGGGCACAGAUUACCGAGGCACAAUGAAUGUCACUCCGGAGGGUGUGACAUGUCAGCGCUGGGAUUCCCAGUUUCCUCAUAACCACUCAUUUCUUCCUCAGAACUUCAAAUGCAACUUGUGUAUGUGUUAUAGAGACCUCAGAGAGAACUACUGCCGUAACCCUGAUGGUGCCCAUUAUCCAUGGUGCUUCACUACAGACCCUAAUCAGAGGAUAGCCAACUGCACCCACAUCCCCAGGUGUGAUGCUGAGGCCACACAAAAAAUAGAGUGUUAUGAAGACAACGGGGAGUCAUACCGGGGCACUUUAUCCAUAACUCGAUCAGGGAUUCCCUGUGCAGACUGGUCACAUCACAUAAACCGUGGGGAUUCUCACUCUACAGAAUCCCAUGUAGGGCUGGAGAGGAACUACUGCCGAAACCCAGACCGGGACAAACAUGGCCCCUGGUGUUACACCAACCCAAAUAACCGUUUGGUCUGGGACUACUGCAAACUGAAGCACUGUGAAUCGGCUACAGUGGCUCCUCAACCAAACAGUCUAACUAGGCCCAAGAUAUCAUGCUUUGUGCAUAUAAACACCAGAAUUGUUGGAGGACACGAAGUGCGAGGUACAGAUGGCAGCUGGGUUGUAAGCAUCCAAAGAGAGGGGAUUCAUUUGUGUGGGGGCUCGUUGAUCAGAGAAGACUGGGUUUUGACGGACCAACAGUGCUUCACCUCCUGUGUUCCAGACCUCAAGGUUUAUAGUGUGCAGGUUGGUCUGCGCCAUCUCAAUGAAUCCUCAAAACACCCAAGACUACGCAUCUCACGCCUGAUCUGUGGCCCAGAAGGAUCCAACCUGGUUAUGCUGAAACUAGCAGAUCCUGCCCCUGUGUCUGAAGGUGCCUCAACUAUUCAUCUUCCAGUAAAAGAGUGUCACAUCCCCGAAGACACCAACUGCACCAUGUAUGGAUGGGGGGAAACCAAAAAUACAGGACACGAUGAGACGCUGAACGCUGUGACCAUGCCUAUGGUCAACAAUGACAGAUGCGCACAAAUCAAAGGGGAUGCUGGGGAGAGCAGGAUAUGUGCUGGUGGCAAGAGAGGAAAAGGCGUAUGUGAUAAAGACUAUGGUGGUCCAUUGGUUUGCCAGGAACAUGAGCGCAAAGUCAUCGUCGGUGUGAGCAUCCAAAGGACAAAAUGUGCCUCAUCUCAGCCUGCGCUCUUUGUUAACGUUGCUUUCUACACUGAGUGGAUAUACAAAGUCUUCAAACUUUACCCCAGUUUGGAGAGGAACUGAUGUUGUGGUGUGAAAAUGAACUCCAUGCACGACUUUACCACAGCAUACAAAAGGAGGGGCGGCUUUAGGCCAGCAAAUUCCAAGACUUCUCCGGCGUGGACCACGGGGGAGAAAUGAGGAAAAAUCACCUUAUGGAAAGUGGUCCAUUUUGGGAUUUUGUGGCUGAAUUUGUUAUUUUACAGAGAUGACAGAGAUUAGUGACUGAAGACUGGAUAAACCAAAUGGAAACUAAUCCGUUCUUCCACUUUUGCGAACAAAGACAUCCAGGUUGUUAGCCUUAAUGUCAUUUUAACCAACCAAAGUUUCUGGCACAUGGACGGCAUACUAAUUGUAUUUUGACAUGUUCAGAGUUUCUGAAGCCAUGCAAACAAAGACAAUGAGAAUGACACUUGUGACUCAGUAUUAUCUCCUGGAAUCUACUUGAAUAUGGACAGAAGCCAGUUCUUUGGUGGUUACCGCAUGAUGUAGCCUCCUGGGACUGGGAUUUCUUGUUUUUUUUAUGUGUUGAGCUGGACUGCAAAGCCUAUCCUUUUACCUCCAACACAAAUGAUGUGAAUGAAUAACGAUGGGACUCCUUUAUGUCAACAAACCUACUAAUCUGGUCAUAAAUUUUAGGAUAUCACAACAAAAAAAUGAUUAUUAAUGUUAUUCGGCUACUAAAGAAGUCCAACAGAACACUCCAAAAAGCUAAAAUGCCAAAAAGGAGGAAAGCAUUAGCAUGAAAAGAUCAUUAUUAACUCACUAUUAGGUCAUCAGAUACUAAAAGUUCCCAUGUGAAAAUGGUGAUUAAUUAGUUAAAAUUCUGAGAUUUUGGCUUCAGAUAUAUCCGUAGCUGAGAAUAUGAACUCGCUGCUUUCAAAGCUGACUGCAGCAGCCUUGGCAAACCUUGCAGUGCUAAUUGUGUGCAGUAGCUGGACUACCUUUUCCCCAGUUAGCUGUAACUGUUAGUUUCCCCGUGAGAGGGUCUUAGUAGGACUGAGCAAACUGCUCCAAAUCUUAUGCUAAUAUUUGUAGCAUGAGAGAGAGAAGAGCCAUGCCAAAUACAACAUGGCUAUUUGGUCUCCAGUUUGGAGGGAACUUUGGCCCCUGGUGGGCUGUGUGUGGUCAGUAGGAUAUUUUAUACUUUUUUUUUGUUUCAUGGAAAGCGACUCCUUAUGUACAUAACUGCAGAUUUAUUGAAUAUGUUUCUGUUGUGCUGUAAGAUUUUAUAGGUCUUAUAGAUCUGGAAUAUUUUUGGUUCACUGAGUAAGUAACAUCAGAUCGGCUUCUUCUUUGUGCCUCUGAUUAUGUUCAAUAUUUAAUGAGACUGGUAGCUUGUAAGUAGUAGUUAGGUAUAUUUAUUUGUUUUUUUUUUUAAUUUGCAGAAGACAUCAUUUGAAAAGAAUCCAGAUUUUUUUUUUUAUGAUAUUCAGAUUUUUGUUUUUUUGUUCUGACCCCAAAAUAACUGGGAUUGCAUGUUUGACUCACAGCCACACAGACAUAAAAUAACACAUCACAGUAGGUCACAGAAUGCGUCAUAUGGUUUAAUGUCUUUAUUCAAGAGUGCCUGUUGUGGGCUAAAUUAGUAUUAUUCAAUGCAGAUUUUAAUAUGCAACACAAACACGCACAAAUACGAACAUAUAGUAUAUUAUAAUGAUGUGCUUUAAUGUUAAAAAAUGCGACAAACAGAUGUUACAAAACACAUUGGUGCAAAUAGUUAAGACACAAGGAAGUCAGUCAAACCAAACAUCUUACAUCAAGAGCUUGCAAUUAGUCAAACCGCCAAAAUAAAACAUAAUAACAAACCAAUGCAGGUGAUGCAUAAGGAGUACAUUAACCCUGCCCAAAUGACCACACAUGAACUUACGCUGAUGGCGGUAUUUCAUUUGAAAACGGUUAUGUUUCUUUCACCUUCCUUUUAUGUUUAUGCCUAUUUCUGAAUUAGCCAGGCGACGCUUACAGCCCUAAAUGAUGUAAGUGUUCCUAUGAUUCCCUGUUACUCAGCAUCAACAGCACUUUUACUCGUUUGUGUGGCUCCUACGAGUCAAACCAUGUAUUUUAUUCUCAGCUCUUAGAUGACUGUUCUGACUGUCACAACAUUUAAGGAGCUUUAAUACAAUUCAUUUUGGACCAUUUUGCCUUUGGCUCAAGCAUUUUAAAGACUGCAAUUGUAUACAAAAAAAAGUUAAGUUAUAACUGUGGCUUUAAUUGAACUUUGAGGACAAACGCAGUCCUCUGAUAGACUUGCACAGGUUACAAUCAAAGGUCAAAGUCAAUCAGGUAAUAAUUUAAACAAAGAAAGCUUCAUUAAAAGCAACUGGCAAAAGACAGGUGGAACCAAAUACGACAUAUUCUUGGCUAUCGAUCAGUUUUCUGUGCUCUUAUGUUAUUUAAUUGACCUUUUUGUAAAUAGCCCAGUGCAUCCUGUAAAUUACAAUUUGUAAUUUUUGUAAAUAUUAUACUUAAGUAUUUUUACUUCAUGAUCAUUUCUGUUUAUAUGUUUGUAUACUGUAAACUUUAAAUAUAACAGCUGCUAUUUUGUGUUAGUGAGUUGUUUCAUAUCAAUGAACUUUUUUUGUAGCCUUUGUAUUAUUCCUAUUUUAAUAAACAA